AUGUCUGCCUCCAUCGUCGAAACGUCCCCGUUGACUCUUAUAUCGGCGACGCCAUCACCGUUUGCACGCAUGAAUCGCAUAGCGCUCACUCUAAAAGGCAUACCCUUCGAACUCAAGAACGAAAUACCUUGGCAAAGCGCAACAGAAACACCAAAAUACAACCCUUUGGAAAAACUACCCAUUCUGCUCUUCCCAGAUGAUCGCCCGCCCGUUUACGAUAGUGCGCACAUCCAAGAGUACAUUGUGCGCAAGUACGCCGACAAGGGACCAAAACUAAUCACCGACGACAUUGACCUUGAUUUGCAAAUUCGACAAAUUGUUGUUCUCAGCGAGGGGUGUAUGGACGCCAUUGUAAUAGCUCGGUUCGAAGGUCGACGUGAGAAAGAAAAGCAGUCGCAACUCUGGCUCAACAGACAAAAUCGCAAGAUCGAUGGUGCACUGCGGGCUUUCGAUGAAAUGGUGCGCAAUACGAAAGAGCAAGGGAAGGCCUAUCUUGUUGGUGAUGAGUUGAUGAUUGCGGACAUUGCGGUCGUGUGUGCUGUCGGGUUCAUUGAGUUCGCAGAAAUGAGGCCUGGAUGGAAGAGCAAGUACGAGGUAUUGGCGAAGUGGUUUGAGGAAUUAGAUCAGAGGAAGGUGUUCACGGACACGAGGCCUGUAAUGUUUAACUUGAGCGAAACUGUAGUAUAG
This is a messenger RNA of Alternaria atra, 687 nucleotides long. RefSeq lists its product as uncharacterized. Gene Ontology annotation, molecular function: glutathione transferase activity. The transcript has a single exon. The record is from RefSeq and is a predicted model, not a curated record. Bases 1 to 687 code for a protein of 228 amino acids. Gene Ontology annotation, biological process: glutathione metabolic process. NCBI's taxonomy places the organism in Eukaryota, Fungi, Ascomycota, Dothideomycetes, Pleosporales, Pleosporaceae.